Onthophagus taurus is the source of this 966-nucleotide messenger RNA. RefSeq names its product 15-hydroxyprostaglandin dehydrogenase [NAD(+)]-like. The record is from RefSeq and is a predicted model, not a curated record. NCBI's taxonomy places the organism in Eukaryota, Metazoa, Arthropoda, Insecta, Coleoptera, Scarabaeidae. Gene Ontology annotation, molecular function: oxidoreductase activity, acting on the CH-OH group of donors, NAD or NADP as acceptor. Gene Ontology annotation, cellular component: cytoplasm.
AUGUUUGAUUUUUUAAGAAAAGUCGCGUUAAUAACGGGUGGUGCAAAAGGAAUUGGUCUUAAAUACGCCGAGCAAUUAUUAAAAAAUGGAAUUAAGGGAAUCUCAAUAAUUGAUUGCGAUGUUCAAACCGGGCAAAAAACCACAGAAAUCCUUCAAAAAUCAUUCAAAAACUCCCACAUAAUCUUUAUCGAAGCCGAUACAAGCAACGAAAAAAGUUUUGAUGCAGCAUUCAAAGAAACCAUCUCAAAAUUCGGCCAAUUAGAUAUAGUUUUAAAUAACGCAGGAAUUUGGAACGAACUAACUCCGCAAAAAAUGAUUGACAUAAACUUAAAAGGAACCACAACCGGAACUUUAUUAGCGUUUCAAAAAUAUCUCCCAAAAUAUAAAUCGGGCGAUGAAGGAAUAAUUAUUAACACGUCUUCUUUAGCCGGGUUGAUUCCCGUUGCUUUUACCCCGGUUUAUUGCGCUACUAAGCACGGAAUUGUUGCGUUAAGUCGAACGUUGGGAAUCGAUGCUUAUUACGAAAAAAAUAAAGUUAGAGUUCACGCUUUGUGCGCAGGCCCGACGGAUACUCCAAUGUGCCAAAUUCCCCAAGAGGAAUGUUUGUUCCCGCAGCAAAUCGACGUUAUGAAUCGAUUCAUGGAAAAAAGGAAAAUGCAAAAGCCGGAUGUUGUAGCUGAGGCGAUGAUUGAAAUUUUAAAAAAUGGUAAAAAUGGAUCAAUUUGGUUGGUCAACGAAGAUGAGAGAUAUGAAGUACAACUUCCUGAAGUUGUUACAAGAAAAUAAAAUUUUAUACUUGUUAUUAAAGAUAUAAAUAAAUUUAAUUAAGAUAUUAAACAUUCAUGACACAAGUAUAUAAGGUGAUGUAUCAGGAUUUUGAAAGAAAUUAAAGUAGUUUGUAAACCUGCAUUACAACAAGGCUGCAAUGGAAUGCAGGAAAUAUUCAACCUAAUUGAGAGAACCAGG